AUGGGCGUUGGUAUAGAUGAUGUUGCCGAACAAGGACCAGGCUUAGCAUUCGUUGCAUAUCCAGAAGCGUUACUUCAGAUGCCUAUACCACAGUUUUGGUCUAUUCUGUUCUUUUUAAUGUUGUUUAUUCUUGGACUCGGCAGUCAAUUUGCUGGUAUAGAGGCUAUUAACACCGCGAUAGUUGACCAGUGGCCUCAAUUAAGGAAGAGGUAUUGGAUGAUAACAGCUUUCACGUGUUUUACUUGUUUUAUUCUUGGAAUUCCGAUGUGUUUUAGUGGCGGUGUUUACUUACUAACACUUCUAGACUGGAACACUGCUUCAUGGGCCAUUCUUCUCAUCGGCAUGGCAGAGAGUAUAGCUGUUGCUUGGAGCUAUGGAAUAAAUAGAGUAAUGAAGGAUUUAGCUUCUAUGAACAUGAAACUCAAUAAAGUGUUAAGAUUUUAUUGGAAAGCAGCCUGGACAGUCACCGUACCAUUAUCAAGUCUUGCAGUUUUAAUAUUUAUAUUCUCUGACUGGUCGCCACCGUCUUACGAAGGAUACGUAUUUCCAUUAUUUGCCGACCUUCUUGGUUGGGCUAUUGGACUAUCGACCUUGGUUUUGUUUCCUGUUGGUGUUGGUUGGGCUUUAUACAAAGGAUAUAGAGGCAAGGAAUUAUUUACACCAACCGAAACCUGGAAACCAGCCGCAAAGUCUUUAGUCAGCUUGGGUAGUAACGCUAAUUCGCUUCCUGAUUCAAAUCAUCAAACCUUUGAUAACGUGGGCUAUAUGUGA
Parnassius apollo (apollo) is the source of this 771-nucleotide messenger RNA. NCBI's taxonomy places the organism in Eukaryota, Metazoa, Arthropoda, Insecta, Lepidoptera, Papilionidae. The record is from the annotation of a GenBank genome assembly.